AUGCGGAUGGCUUGGAGCCUAGCACAAGGAGCGACCUUCAGCGCCCUUGGAAGCAACUUGUUCGUGAUCACUGUCAAUUGCUUGGGUGACUGGAGAAAGGUCACGGAAGGUGGUCCAUGGUUAUUCCGGGAUCAAGGUGUGCUGAUUGAGAGGUAUGAUGGAUUCACAAAACAGGAUGAUGUGGUUCUGGACAAACUGUCAGUGUGGAUUCAGAUUGUUGAUCUCCCCCCAUUGUACCGGAAGGAUCACAUCAUUAAGUCCCUGACCAAGAAAGUAGGGAAGGUGGAGAACGUGAUGCUUAACCCUAGAUGGGGAAACGGAAGGAUUGUGCGUGUUCGAGUAAAAUUAGAUGUUAAUGAGCCUUUGAUGCGUUUCAUAUCCAUAACUAAAAAUCAGAAGAAGGUCUAUUUCUCAAUCCUUUAUGAGAAAAUUCCUGUUUUUUGCUAUGUAUGUGGGUACAUGGGUCAUACACAUCUGGAACAUGGCAACGGCAAACACACGCCUGAGAGUAUGGAUUGGGGCGAGUGGAUGCUAGCCCCUAGACCUGGUGCUCAACAACAAGGACAGGGAGGUAUUCCAGUUCAGAGGGGAGACCCAGGUGAGGGUGUACAACGUGGCAAAAGCACUAAUGAUAAUCUGCAGGAUGACGCCAAUAGCCCCGUGGAAAAUCUGAGAGAUGAGAUUCUGAACAAGGCAAAUAGCAGAAAGAGGCUUAAUUAUGAUGCAGCUGUGUCUGACCCGAAAUCCAUGCAACUGGUGAUUAAGGAGACCGGAGUGCUUGUGGCGGUUCACGGGGCUUUAUGGUGA
Aegilops tauschii subsp. strangulata is the source of this 807-nucleotide messenger RNA. Lineage: Eukaryota; Viridiplantae; Streptophyta; Magnoliopsida; Poales; Poaceae. The record is from RefSeq and is a predicted model, not a curated record.